UUUCAAGUCUCCGAAAAAACCAAGGCCGAGCGAGAAGCAGAAGAAAAUUAGAGUCUGAAAAAAGAGUUUCCGUUAUCCAUUCUCUCUCUCUCUCUCAAAAAAAUUCUUCUUGAGAUAUUUUCGAUCGAAAAUUAGGGUUUUGCACAAAUAUCUCUCUUGCUCGAUAUCGAAAAUCGACAGUCAUGGUUACUGAUUCGAUGACCAACGCUUCGAUUCCCAUGGCGGUCAAGGAUUUCGCCAAGAAAAAGAGGGCAAACAGGUCUGCUAAAUUGAAGCAGUGCAAGCUCGAUGCUCGUCGCGAGCAGUGGCUUUCCCAAGUGAAGAACAAGGGAUGUAAGGAAGAAACGGUUCAUGAGCGCGAUGGGAGUGACCGAUCAAUGGAGAAUUUGGAAAUAAAGCCGAGAGGCAAAACGAAUGAGGGUUCGAUCCACCACCAUUUCAGUGAUUUGGAUUCGCCUUCGAACAGUCCCAGUAGUGUCUCGGGCAGUAACUUGUCUGGGACGAAUUUUACUGGUAGUAGCGGAAGCAGUAGUAGCAGUAGCAGUGGUGGGAGUUGUUCCGGAAGCAUCACCGGAGAAGAUGAAGAAGGCGGCUUGGAUGAUUGGGAGGCUGUUGCUGAUGCUUUGGCGGCCGAUGAUGACAAGCAGGAGCAGGAGCAGCACAACCCUAGUUUAGAGCCACUUGUAGAGAAUGAAAGUAUUGGCCCGUUAGAUUCUCCCAAUUUGGCUCCAGAAAUUGAGGAGGUAUCAGAGGCAAAGCCGGAACAUGUGGAAAAGGCAAAGAGGGUUCCACCGAAUUGCCGCGCGUGGAAGCCUGAUGAUGCGUUUCGUCCACAGAGUCUGCCCAAUCUGUCGAAGCAGCUCAGUUUUCCUAUGAAUUCAGGCAGGCGUUAUGGUUGCGGAGGCGGUGCGUGGGGCUGUAAGAGUGUCAUUUCUGCGCCAUCAUCAUGUCCCAUAUGUUGUGAAGAUUUGGAUAUUACAGACUCGAGUUUUCAACCUUGUUUGUGUGGGUUCAGGCUCUGCCUUUUCUGCCACAAGAGAAUUCUUGAGGAUGAUGGUCGCUGUCCGGGUUGCAGGAAGCAGUAUGACUAUGAACCCAUCAAGGGGGAGGCAACUUUAGAUGGAGGCAGUGUGAAAUUCCGGUUGGCUCGUUCUUGUAGCAUGAUCACAAGGUCUUAGGAAGAGUCUCUGUUUGCCUCAAUAUAUAUGUUGGGUCUCUCUUUUUUUCACAUGUCUUGCGUGUUUUCUUAUCAUUAGACUGAUUUUCCUAGUUGUAGAUGUGGAUUUGGUUUUGAAGCACCCGGGAAUUAGGCUGGUUCUCGUAUGAGUUUGGUCAUAUAUCUGGUGCGUAUGUUCUGAUGUAGAAGACCUUGUUGGUAUGUGAAUGAAUAAGUGGUAUAGAAAUUGAAUACAUUGAAUUUGAUUUGAAUGCAUCUUUGUUCUUCA
Messenger RNA from Camellia sinensis, 1445 nucleotides. Its product is annotated as RING/U-box superfamily protein. Gene Ontology annotation, molecular function: ubiquitin-protein transferase activity. Lineage: Eukaryota; Viridiplantae; Streptophyta; Magnoliopsida; Ericales; Theaceae. Gene Ontology annotation, cellular component: CCR4-NOT complex. Gene Ontology annotation, biological process: protein ubiquitination. The record is from RefSeq and is a predicted model, not a curated record.